Molecule: messenger RNA, 5798 nt
Organism: Lates calcarifer (barramundi perch)
Lineage: Eukaryota; Metazoa; Chordata; Actinopteri; Centropomidae
Product: neurotrypsin
Exons: 14
Coding region: 423-3218 (931 amino acids)
Biological process (GO): proteolysis
Cellular component (GO): membrane
Molecular function (GO): serine-type endopeptidase activity
Source: RefSeq, a predicted model, not a curated record
UUACAGAAGAAGUGGAGAGGGGAGUCGACUAAUACAGCAAAAUCUGGUUUGGGGGGGAAGUGUUCUUGUAAUACACAUAAACCCCAGUGUGAGUGUGUGUGAGAGGGAGACAGAGAGAGAGAGAAAAGGGGGGAGAGAGAUGCUUGUGGCACCAGGUUUUUGCAGAGCUCAACAAUAUUUCACUCAGGAAUCGGUGUGUGUGUCUUUUUCUUUCUGUGUGUGUGUGUGUGUGUGUGUGUGAAGCGUUUAUAGUGCCCCACCCUGUCUUCUUCUGUGCGUAAAAAAAAAAAAAAACCUCCCACGUAUACAUCAUCACACACCACGUUCCUCUCCAAGCAGCGGGACGAGCGGAGGAUAACGGCUCACCUCCUCGCGGACAGUUUGGAAACAGAGAUGGGAGUGGAGCGACGGCUUCUCGGGCUAUGACACGGACACACCGGGCGGGAAGGAUGGCUCUAACCAGCCGGGAAAUGUUGUGCUUGAUCGGAACCUGCCUCUGGCUGCCGCUAUUGGCGGAGGUGGUGGCUGAGGACAGUUACUUAAACGAGGUGCAGAACUCAGUGCCUCUGUCCUGCUCUGAGGGAUUCACAGAGUUGGGAUACUAUAACGGCACUGUGUCCCAGACGGACUCUGGCGCCCCCUGUCUGAAGUGGACCGAGUUUCCAGACUAUGUCAUGCAGUACCCGGGUCGAGGGCUAGGCGAUCACAGCUACUGCAGGAACCCGGACCGGGAGUCAAACCCCUGGUGUUUCUUCAGACAAAACUCUGGAGCCAUCGGAUGGGCCUACUGCGACUGUCACCAGGGUGCUGCUCGUCUGGUCGGCACCUCAUCCUCCGGCAGCGGGCGGGUCGAGGUCUAUCUGAAUGGCCAGUGGGGAGCGGUGUGUGACUCUCACUGGACGGACAGAGACGCAAGUGUGAUCUGCAGGCAGCUGGGCCUGGGGGACAUUGGGACGGCGUUGCAGCACUCACAGUUCGGCUCGGGCUCUGGCCUCUUUCACUACGAGCGCCUGGGUUGCCGCGGGGAUGAGAACACCCUGAGUAAGUGCCGGAGCAGGACGUUCGUCACCGGUGACUGUAGCCAUGGAAACGAGGCAGCAGUGGUGUGUGCGCCGCCAGAAGGCAGUGGCCCUCCGCUGCGUUUGGUCGGAGGCGAGGAAGACUUUGAAGGUCGGGUGGAGGUUUUUCACGCUGGGAGGUGGGGCUCCGUCUGUGACGACCAGUGGGACGACAGAGAUGCAGAGGUGGUGUGCAGACAACUCGGUUUUGGGGGUGUGGCGAAGGCCUGGUCGUGGGCGCACUUCGGGCAGGGUUCAGGUCCGAUCCUGCUGGAUGCUGUGAAGUGCACAGGAAACGAGCUCUUCCUGGAUCAGUGUCCCCAUGGUGACUGGGAGCAACACAACUGUGACCACAUGGAGGAUGCUGGGGUCUCCUGCAGCCCUUAUACAGAUGGUGUGGUGCGUCUGGUGGGGGGAGACUUUCCCUGGGAGGGUCGAGUUGAGGUUUUCCACAACGGUGACUGGGGAACGGUGUGUGACGACCACUGGACCCAGCAGCACGCAGUGGUGGUCUGCAGACAGCUGGGCUACAGGGGUCACGCUGAGGUCGUGUCAGACGGUACAUUCGGCGAGGGCGUCGGUCUGAUCCUCCUGGACGAUGUCCACUGUGAGGGAUCAGAGACCUCCUUGCUGGACUGUCAACACGGGAUCUGGGGGCGGACCGACUGCUCCCACAGCGAAGACGUCGGGGUUCGCUGCCGGGGCCGACCCAGCCACGAGACCAACGAGGUGCCGGUCAUCGCACCUUCAACAGGUCCCCUGGUGCGUCUUGUGGGUGGCAGCAGCAGGAAGGAGGGUCGAGUCGAGGUGUAUCUCCAUGGUGACUGGGGGAGUAUUUGUGAUUCAGGCUGGAAUGACCUGAAUGCAGCCGUGGUGUGCAGACAGCUCGGACACAGUGGUGGAGCAGUAGCAGCUGGAGGGUUCGGUCAGGGGAAAGGGCCCAUCCACCUGGACCAGGUGAGGUGCACGGGGAAGGAGGAGUUCCUGGGAGAGUGUCCCUCUCUGGGUCAGAGCUUCCAGGGCUGCAGGCGCAGGGCAGACGCAGGGGUGAGGUGUGACGUCACGCCGCAGGAAUCGACCGUACAGGCCAAGCCUCAGGAGCUGAGCUGUGGGCUGAGGAAGCUGGUGGAGGAUGAGAGCAAGAGGAGGAACCAAGGAGAGGAAAACAUGCUCAGGACCACGUGGCCGUGGCAGGUGUCAGUGUGGCUUCAGUCACAAGGAGAAGAUGGUGGUCCUCUCUGCAGCGGCACUCUGAUCAGCCCCUGCUGGGCCCUGACGUCUGCUCACUGUGUCAGCAGGUUUGGCAACGAUCCGUCCAAGUACGUGGUGCGCGUCGGGGCGUCGGAGCAGACUCUCAUCCCGGAGCAGGUGGUGGUUCACAGGAAGUUCAAGGGUCAGAGCGGAGGUCAUGAUCUGGCUUUGCUGAAGCUCCCCAGCACCAAAGGUCACUGUCUGACCUUUGACCCUGACACCAAUGCAGCAUGCCUUCCUGGUCCAGACACCGCAUCAGAGGGAAAUACUCCAUCCUCCUGUGUUGUCAUGGUUACCGCUGGCUGGUCAGGACCAGACUCAGUUCUUGCAUCCUGGGUCCCUCUGAUGUCAUCAUGGCAAUGUAAGAAGCGCUAUGGCGACAGCUUCUCCAGCCACGGUACACUGUGUGCUGGCAGUCCUCCAGACACCAGCCUCCUCCAUGGCGACAGCUGUCAGGGCAACUCUGGAGGCGGGCUGGUGUGUCAGGGGGAGACAGGUCGAUGGGUCCUCACUGGGGUUGUUGCCGGGGGUUACAGCUGCGCUGACCCUGCCUCUCCUGCCCUCUAUACUCGGGUCAGCCGCUUCAGGAGCUGGAUCGACGAGGUCAUCAACACACGAGCACAUCCAGAGGAGCCACAGGCGCACACACAGACACAAGAAGAUCUGACACACAAUGACCUAACACACGAGGAACACACGCACGGCGAGGGCAAAGAUAAAUACUUUCACACUCACGGCAAGCUCAAACACAUGCACGACCACCAACAGACAAAUGAAAUCGGCGAGAUUAAAAUGAAACACACACACACUCAUCACUCACACACUAAUCAGCACGUGAACACUCACACUAAGAGCACACACACCCACCACGUAGGGGAAUCAGACACAAACACACAAAUUCUGGUCUGAUCGAGGCCCUGCCAUUGGCUUACCAUCUGUGCCAUGUGACCGCCUGAGGAGGAGGAGGAGGGUUAAAGGAAGACAAAACAAAAAGAAAGAUGCUCUUAACUUAAGUCAGUAUAAAAACGGCCGUCUCCGUGCUCAUGUCAAAUCUGAACUCAGUGUUGUGAAUCCCAAGUGUUAGCGGUUGCUACUCGUCAGAUGAGCUGCAGCAGUGUGGGCAGACCUUCCCCAACUGCCAGGAUGUCAGGAUGUGUGGGUGUUGUGUGGUGCUUUAACAUGUGAGCUGCAGCCCGUUAAGAGCCAGAACAGUGACUGAUGGGUCGGCAGCGUUUCGGUUGAGCCUGGCAGAUUUAUCAGUGUGCUUGAUAAGCAAGGGCCUAAAUCAAAAAAAAAUAAAAAUAAAAAUAAAAAUUAGCAUGGCAUGUAUUUUAAGGACUGUAGUGUUAGCAUCAAAACAUUCGGGGGACAUUUCUAAGAUGGUCACACGAGAAUCUAUGCUAAAAAAUUCACCUAUUAACGUGCGUCUUCUGUGUGAGCUGUUAGAAGAUUUCUGUUUAGUAACAAAAAUCUAACCAUCAGAACAUCUUGCAUUAACGGCUGACUGCAUAUCAUCACCGUCCCUCUGAGAUUAUUAAUGUAGAUAAACCCUAAACUCCUGCAGCAGGUGAGGCUUGUCCCAAGUUGCGUUUGGAUAUAAAUUCAGAUGUGGGUGAUGUUGCUUUUUUCAAACAGGGCUCCUCUCUUCAGGCUGUUGUCUUAUACCUUUACUGUUGAAAGUGCUGUUGUUCAUUUAGACCCAUGACUAAGCUAUUUAACUUGGGACCAUAUCAGUGAUUUAGCAUGUUGCUGUGUAUUUAUUACCAAUGAUGUGUAGUUCAUACUGCUGCUGACUGUUUUAGAAGCCGUGCUGUUGUGUUUCAGGGUAAAAAGGGAAUUGAAGAGCUUAAAAUGACAUUAAAUGUUGGAAUUGAAUCCACAAUUGUCGUUCCUGAGUCCAAAUCCAGUUCAUGUCACAAAAACUGAAGAUAAAAUGUUACAGAAUGCAACUGAGAAAUCCAAAUAAUGAAAACAUAGAAAUAUCAGUAUUACAAAAGGGAAGGAAAUGUUGCACAAACAUCAGGAAAGCCAUCCUAAAGUGCAUCUGUGACUUCUGUUUAAGAAGUUAUUCAAAACCUUCACCUUUUUAGAAGAGCUUUUAAUACUUGAUUUAACCGCCACUUAUUAUGUUGUUUUUCCUUAUUUAUCAUCAACUGUGUAAAGCGUCUUUGAGUAUCUUGAAACGCUCUCCAAAUGAAAAUUUAUUAUCAUUAUCAUUCGUACUUUUCACCCUCAAACACAUCAGAAAUCUCCACCAUCAAGUCUAAACCCACUGGAUGUAGAGAGCCUAAAGUAAUCAAGUAUUAUUCUCUUUGAUAAAGUUUUUGUCUCUAUGUUGUGAAUGUGAUGAUCCCCCAUCACAUCGUAUCCCUAACAUUCCAGGUAGCUGUUAGUUUCAUAUGAUCUUCAUGCAAUAUGAAAAUCAAUUAACAGACUCUUGAAAUUUGUGGACUCCAUCACAAUAAAAGUUAAAUCUGCAUUAUUGCUGAGAGGUAAUGCAGUGUAGAUCAAUUAAACAGCAUUACCCCCACAGUAAUAAUGGACCUUAAAAAAAAGAAGAAAAAAAAGAAGAAGAAGCAGGUUUUAAGAGCCUGCUAAUUCAUUUCUUUUCCAAAGGAAAAACAAAGGAAAGCCUAGCUGCCUUGAAAAACAGCAAAAAUAUGCACAAAAAACCUGAAACACUACAGUAUGGUUUUGUCAGCAGUUUAUCAAGUGUACAUAAUUUAUUGUAUUUGUAGUUAAGAGGGUAAAACUUGCAAAAAAUCACUGGUAUGGUCCUUUAAAAUUGUACAGGACAAUUCUCUCCUUUCAAAGCCAUUGGAAGCUGACUGUCGGGUCAUAAAAUAUCUUUUUGUACUGAUUCCAGCAGAUGGCGCUAGAUAGAUAAAGAGUAGGCAGAUAGACCGGUAGAUAGCUACUACUCCAGAGUUUAGAUAGUAUGUGUACUGCAUUCAUUCUUGACUGACUUAGAUAGCCGAACUGUUGAAGUUAAAUGUUGUCUGUUCUGAUGUUCGCUGAGCAGAUGCGUUAUCUCACCACAAGAUGGCGACAUUGCUCUAUUUUCACAGGGCCACCGACAGUUGGAUAAGGUGGCCCUGUUGUUGAAUAAUUCUUUUUAUACUCUUGCUAUAAGUGUAUGGACUUGAUUUGUGCUUUGAUGUACUGUGAACCACUGUGUCGUGAAGCAUCUUGUAACCUGCAACUGCUGUUUUCUCCAACAUGGACCCACCCGAUGCCUGUUGUUAUGAUUCCUGUACAUAAACUCAAGCCUAUCACUGCUCCAUCCUUCCUGAGACUUGAUGUUUUACCAUGCAGAUCCUGUAGGUUAAUGUAAAUACUGUAUGUCUGCAGCUGGAUGGCGAGGGAACAGAGUAAAGUGUUUUAGGAUGUAGGCCUACUUUACCUGUGUUAAAUCCAUCAGCUGUUCCUCAGUGUAAUGUGCUGAAUCAUGGUGGAGUAUUAAAAAAUAUACCUGGUGAGAAAAUGCCA